Ilyonectria robusta is the source of this 822-nucleotide messenger RNA. RefSeq names its product fumarylacetoacetate hydrolase family protein. The transcript is spliced from 3 exons. Bases 1 to 822 code for a protein of 273 amino acids. Gene Ontology annotation, molecular function: acetylpyruvate hydrolase activity. Lineage: Eukaryota; Fungi; Ascomycota; Sordariomycetes; Hypocreales; Nectriaceae. The record is from RefSeq and is a predicted model, not a curated record.
AUGAGUUUCAAACAGCUUGUUCGCUUCCAGGAGAAGGGCAAGGCGCAUUAUGGCGACCUCGUCGAGUUUAAUGAUACUCAGGGCCACAAAGUCUCGAUACUUUCUGGUAAUCCCUGGGACGGCUUGAUUUCGACUGGCCAGACCAUAACGGUUUCCAAGCUUCUCGCUCCGCUCGAGCAUACCCCGAUCAUUGUUUGCGUGGGACUGAAUUACAGAAAACAUGCGACCGAGGCAAAUCUACAAGUCCCGACUUACCCCGUCAUCUUUACGAAGCCUAGUGACUCCCUUGCCGGUCCAUUUGAUGAUGUUCACGCGCACCCUGAUGCCCAAGUUCAGUUAGAUUAUGAGGGCGAGCUCUGCGUCAUCAUUGGUCGUGAUGCGAAGAAUGUUUCGGAGAAAGAGGCACUGGGCUAUGUUUUGGGAUACACGGCGGGAAAUGACGUGUCGGCGAGGAACUUUCAGCUUCCAUCCGCUUCAGGUGGGCAGUUCUGCUAUGCCAAGUCGUUCGAUGGCUUUGCACCUAUUGGGCCAGCCAUUUGGUCUCCUACUCUGGUGCCCGAUCCGCAGAAUCUCCAUUACAAGACAACAGUGAACGGAAAGGUUGUGCAGGAGACGGCGACGAGUGACAUGAUCUGGUCGGUACAGCAGAUCAUCGCGCAUCUAUCUCGGGGAACCACACUACGUCGAGGGACUGUAAUUAUGAUGGGGACCCCAUCCGGUGUUGGAUUCUUCAGCGGUACAUUCCUCCAAGACGGGGAUGUCGUCGAGGUUGACGUAGAGGGACUUGGGAAGAUUUCGAACCGCAUGGUCUUCGACUCUUAG